This is a messenger RNA of Aphis gossypii (cotton aphid), 3167 nucleotides long. RefSeq names its product SNF-related serine/threonine-protein kinase (gene Snrk). The transcript is spliced from 8 exons. Gene Ontology annotation, molecular function: tau-protein kinase activity; ATP binding; protein serine/threonine kinase activity. Gene Ontology annotation, biological process: intracellular signal transduction; protein phosphorylation; microtubule cytoskeleton organization. Lineage: Eukaryota; Metazoa; Arthropoda; Insecta; Hemiptera; Aphididae. The coding region runs from base 459 to 2645 and encodes 728 amino acids. The record is from RefSeq and is a predicted model, not a curated record. Gene Ontology annotation, cellular component: cytoplasm.
CCAGUUUCUUAUCAUUGUCCAUUUUUAUAAAAAAAACUUAUGCGGACCGUGGCGGCGGUCUAGCUAGCGCCGUGCACUAGCCACUAGCUGCUGGCGCCUAGCAGUGACUAAGUAGUGCUGUUAUGCAUACAUAAUAUUUUUUUUUAUGGCAGUAUUAAAUGAACAAUAAAAAAUAAUACCGUGGUUACCGUAACAUUGCGUUUUUUCACCGAUUAUUAUUGUUUUGAGUGUUUUGACAAACAGAUACUAUCGAUACCCCGAAAACGUCGGGAGUGAAACCGACGAUAAAGAACGACAUCCGACGUUAGGGGUGUCAUGCCAGAAGAAUUGCUACCCAGACGACUAUGGACGUCAUAUUAAACCGCGGUUGUUUCCGUCCAAAACGUUAAGAAGCCGCCCAUCUUUGUAGAUCGGUGGUUGUGGUGGUUGUCGGGGUGUGUCGGUGGAUCGCACAGACGAUGCAACACAGCAGCGGCGUGAUCGGCAAACCGGAUACGGUCAGACCAGCCAAGCACAAUGGAGGCAAUAUCGCUGGUAUGUAUGACUUGGAGCAGACGCUUGGAAAAGGUCACUUUGCCGUCGUCAAAAUGGCCAGGCAUGUGUUCACUGGUGAACAGGUAGCCGUCAAGGUGAUAGACAAGAACAAGCUAGAAGAAGUCUCUCGUAAUCAUCUGUACCAAGAGGUUCGAUGUAUGAAAUUAGUGCAACAUCCUAAUGUUGUGAGAUUAUAUGAAGUAAUUGAUACACACAGUAAAUUAUACCUGAUACUUGAGUUAGCUGAUGGUGGAGAUUUAUAUGAUUACAUUAUGCGACAUGAAGGUGGAUUGUCUGAACAAUUGGCUUGUGAAUAUUUCGCACAGAUUGUUCGAGCAAUAUCGUACUGUCACAAAUUACAUGUUGUCCAUAGAGAUUUGAAACCUGAAAAUGUAGUUUUUUUUGAAAAACAAGGGAUAGUUAAACUAACCGAUUUUGGUUUUAGCAAUACAUUUUGUCCUGGUCAAAAAUUAGAAACAUCAUGUGGUUCAUUGGCUUAUUCGGCUCCUGAAAUUUUGAUUGGGAAUUCAUAUAAUGCCACUGCUGUUGAUAUCUGGUCAUUGGGUGUAAUUUUGUACAUGUUGGUAUGCGGUGAAGCACCAUUUCAUUCAGCUAAUGACAGUGAAACAUUAACAAUGAUUAUGGACUGUAAAUACAAAGUAUCCAGUCACGUGUCUGAGGAGUGUAAAGCACUUAUUGGUCGUAUGCUUGUGAGAAAUCCUGAGAAACGAGCAACUCUUGAUGAGAUCGCUGCAGAUGUUUGGUUGAAAGACGUCAAAGUCAUAAAUAACGAUGAGAGUCCACUGGUUUCUAAACAAUUAAUUAAUGAAGACGAUCAUGCAUUAAUUAUACAAAAAAUGAUAACUGGAAAAAUUGCUACAAAAGAACAAAUUGUUGAGGCUUUAGAUAAGAAUGAGUAUAAUCAUAUUACGGCGACCUAUUAUUUACUUGCAGAAAGAAAAUUGAAGUCUGCAACACCCAAAAAAUCUCAAGCUAUUAAAAAUGAUUUGAAUGUUCCUCAGUUAAAAGUAGAUGAGAGUUCUAAUCCAAGUAAUGCUUCGGUGGUAGUCAAUGUAGCGCCUAAAUCUGCUAUAUUAGGAUCAUUGCAUUCUGACCGCCCUAAAAGAACUCGGAAGUGUAGUGUUGUAGUAGAAGAAGAAGACGAAAAAGAAGAUGAAGAAGAAGACGAUGACAGUAGUUCAUUAAAUCGAAGGGGCUCUCGGUCCGAAGGAAAAUUGAAUGUAAUAGCUUCUGAACUACGAACAAAACAACUUUCGAUCACUGAAGUUCACGAAACAAAUCCAACAUCUACUUCUGUUGUGUCUAACAAAAUCCCACCACCCUUUGUUUCUUUUCACAGUUCACCACAGUUACUUCUUGACGAUAAGCAAAACAGAACUGGCAACUAUAUAACAUAUGAACAAAGGAGAAGCAAAAUGCAUAAAAACCGUACAGCAUCUUGUAGCAGUUCUGAAACCAGCGAUGAUGAUACUGAUGGCCGUAAAAAGCGAGGCAGUAGUAGGUCACUGGCUUCGUUUAAGGGUAAUGAAAAGGAUCCUGAUAAUGAUGGAAUGGGAAAUGCUGGUGGCCAAGGCGCAGAGCCUUCACAAGAACACGAUACUGAUGUCCAAAAAAAUGAUGGGAAUGGUGGAAAUAAAACAGAAAGGCCAAGUGGUAGUGCUCCUGGUAGAAGACGAUGUAUAAGCGCGAAUGCUAGGAGUCGACGAGGUAGAUCAGCUGAAACUAGAUUAAGAGAGAGUCAAAGUUUAAAUCGGAUCACUGAAGCGCAAGAAUCUGAAGUAAAUACCCCAAGUUCUACUGCUAACUGCGAUAAUUUUGAAUUCACCAACAAAAACUGUCAGGUAUCUGUUGAUAAUACCACUGCUGAGAAAAACCCUGCAACUUUAUCAACUUUACCCCAAUAUAAAAAACACCAAACGUCCAAACGCAUCUCGUUGUUUAGUAAGUAUUUGAAUUUACAAAAAAAACUGUGUACACAAAUUCUAUUUAGCAAAAAGAAUACUGAUAACCGUUUAUAUAAGGCAAAGUCAUGUUCAGAAAUGGCUAACUCCAAAAUUGCAAUAAGAGAAGUGAGUGCAGACAGGUGUUAAUCCCUUUUUAUACACUGCACAACAAAAAUGUAUUAUUAUUUAAUUCAGGUGUAUUAUGUCAAACAAUAAUUUAAUUUAUUACCUUUUUUAUCAUUAAAUUCCUGCAAUAAUAUUAUUUCUAAUUUUAUAUGGCUCCUUUUGGUUACGUAUGAUGACGGUGAUUUUUAUUUCAUUUUGACUUUCAACACAAUAAUCCGUAAAAACUAAUGUACCUAGUACUGACUUAAUAUAUUUUCUAUUAUUAUAAUAAUUAUCAACUUGUUUUAGUUUAAAAAUGUUUUUUCUUUAAGAAAAUUAAAUUUGUUAAUUAUUUAACCAAAGUUAAUUUUUACACGUAUAUAUUUUUAUACAAGAGACUUGCUUAAACGUGCAGUACAAUUAAUAAGACGCACAUUGAACUAUUUGUUUUUUGUUUUUAAGUUUUUUAGUCAAUACCAAAUUGUUAUUAUUUUUGAAUGUGUAAUGUAUUGAUAUAUUGGUUAAAAAGAGAAACAAUAAGAUUUUACUAGAUAAUUAAUGAAA